Messenger RNA from Photinus pyralis (common eastern firefly), 2782 nucleotides. It is a transcript of the gene Cog3, whose product is annotated as conserved oligomeric Golgi complex subunit 3. The transcript is spliced from 12 exons. Lineage: Eukaryota; Metazoa; Arthropoda; Insecta; Coleoptera; Lampyridae. The record is from RefSeq and is a predicted model, not a curated record. Bases 166 to 2649 code for a protein of 827 amino acids. Gene Ontology annotation, cellular component: COG complex; cis-Golgi network; membrane. Gene Ontology annotation, biological process: intracellular protein transport; intra-Golgi vesicle-mediated transport; Golgi organization.
CACUUCAUAAGAAGUUAGGUAUGGUCACCACAGACAUAACCUAACAAACCAUAUUAUGUAUUGUUUACAUCUCGGAGUAAGAACUAAUUUCUUGCUCUGAGAUUUACAUUGUUUAAUCCUUGUAUAAUUUUGUUCUAAUUUGGGAUAGUGUUUCGGGGUAUUAACAUGGAAGGCCACACAUCAAACGAAGAUGUACUCUCAGAAGCUUACAAACAGAAAAAGGUUUUAGAAAAUGUAUCAAAUUGGCAACUGGGGGAGAAUCCCCUAACAGAAAUAACGGAAGAGCAGUUAGAUAUCUUGUACCAAGUGAAGGAUUUAAUUGAAGAGAAUUACUACGGAAUGUCAAAGACAGAGGACCAAAAAUCAGUACGUACCUUGGAACAAAAUAAACUGGAUAUUCCUACAAUUAAUACACACAAGGAUUACGUACAGUGGAUGGUGAACGUUGAAAAAGAAGUGAACCUGGAAAACUUAAACGAUUACUUUGUCUUUCACGAUAAACUUGAGAAACAGUCUUUGGAAUGUGAAAAGUUAUUUAAACAUGUGGAGGAUACAUCGAAGUCAGUCGAGUUCUUACAUGAGCAAUAUCAGGAUGUGACUGCAAAAACGGAUUCAUUACAUAGCCUUAGUGAGCAGCUAAUGAAACAGCAAAAGAUUCUAAAGGAUAAAAAGGCGGGUUUAACGAAGCAUCUCCAUUAUUUCAAGUUGUAUCGCACAUUAUUAAGCAAUGUUAAUCACUAUUCUUCUAACGUUAGUAGCGAGGAAUUUAUGGAAACGCUAAAUCAGAUUGACGAUUGUAUGAGUUACAUUCAACUGCACCCUAAUUUUAAAGAAUCAAAAUCCUACACUGCGAAAUACGAAAAUAUUCUUGCAAAAGCGGUGAUAUUUAUCAAAAGGUACUUUAACGAUGUUGUGGCUAGUGCAACAAAACAAGUCACAGAUCCAGAUAAAGCAACUAAUUUGUUAGCACCUGGUAAUGACGAAUCUCAACAAGUGGAAUCUGCUUUUUCGUUAUACUACGGUAAAUUCCAAAGUGCUGCCGCUAAAGUAAAACCGAUAAUUAAUCACAUUGAAGCUAAAGUGGAUAAGCAUACAAUGUAUCAGCAGUUACUUUUCGAUUGUCAGCAGACUUACUUUUCGUUGAGAUCGCCGAUUAUGACUGAUGCAGUUACUAAGGCAUUAUUGGAUUUAAAAAAUAAGCAUAAAUCCGAUCACAGUAUACUGUUUAGAUCUGCUGGGUUGUUUGUAAUGCAAAUUUGUCAAGAUGAAUCUACUUGUUUUAAUUACUUUUUCUCCAGCAAUUGUCCACAGCUUGACGAGUAUUUUGGAAUAUUAUCUCAGCAGUUGUAUGACAUGCUCCGACCCUGCUUGAUAAGCAUUUACCAUUUGGAGGUUCUGACUGAACUAUGCGGUAUUCUGAGAGGCGAAAUGCUAAACGAUCAAAUUCAGAAUAAUGAAAUCUUGAGGAAAUUUAAAGAAGUUAUACUCCAACUGCUAGAGGACAUUGAAGAACGUCUCGUGUUUCGUACUAACAUCUUUUUCCAUAAUGACUUGAAAUUAUAUCAACCUUCACCUGGUGAUCUUGCGUACCCUGAUAAAUUAGAACAAAUGGAGAAUAUUACGGAGGAAUUGGAAAGUCGCGCCGAGUCAAGGGGAUCGUUGGAGUCUCAGGAGGUUGCGAACAUAAACGCCAGGCAAGUGGGACAGUUCCGUUCAUAUACAGGAAAUUCGCCUGCAGAUUUACAUGGCAUGUGGUAUCCCACAGUGAAGCGUACCCUAGUCUGUUUGUCGCGUCUUUACUGUUGUUUGGAUCGCGAAAUAUUUCAAGGAUUGGCUCAAGAGGCACUGUGCAUUUGUGUUGAGACGAUCGCAAAAGCGGAAAGUCUAAUAUCUGCCAGAAAGACUUCUUUGGACGGACGUCUUUUUCAAAUCAAACAUUUGCUAAUUUUACGCGAGCAAAUUGCUCCAUUCCAAGUCGAUUUUACGGUAAAGGAAGUCGGUCUAGAUUUCAGCAAUAUAAAAACGGCUGCGAUGGGAUUAAUUCAGAACCGAAAUAAUUUAUUUACCUUUAGUAGUCAUAAUGCUGUUUUGGAAUUUUUACUGGAAGGCACUCCCAAGGUUAAAGAAUACUUAAUAGAUUCCCGGAAAGAAAUUGAUAAACAAUUGAAAGCGUCAUGUGAAGCUUUCAUUGCUAACACAACAAAUUUGUUAAUCGGAGACGUUUUGAAAUGGAUCCAACAAGCUAACAGUUACCUGCAAAAUGCCAAUUCUCCUAGUCCAUUACACAGCGAAGAGUUUGGAAAAGCGCAAAUUCUGUCCAGAAUUAUUAGCGAAGCCAGAAAAAAUAUAAAGCUGAAAAUUCCAGAAGUUCAACGUGGUAUGCAACUCUAUCUUGCUAACAAGGAAACAGAAUUUAUACUCUUCAGGCCUAUAAAGAUUAAUAUUAUGAAUGCGUUUAUGCAAAUCGAAACCAUUUUGGAAACUGCUAAAUAUAGCCACGAAGAUCAGCUAAUUGUGGCGUGUCCGACUCCUGAACAAGCAAAUGUGUUAAUUUGCUCGGUAUCAUUGGCAUCUGAGCAGGAUAGUCAGGAUUUGAGUCGAUCAGCUUCUGUAGUACCCAAAGUUGCAAAAGAUGUAUCUGCACAAUAAUGUGCAUCCAUUACUAGGAUUUGGAUUGAGUAAUAAUUUAAUAAUUAUUAUUCCAAUAGUUUUUCAUGAAUAUUUUCAAUACAGUUUGUUGUUGUUGUCAACUUGCCUUUCUAUUACAACAUUGUUAAUUACC